Molecule: messenger RNA, 923 nt
Organism: Caenorhabditis auriculariae
Lineage: Eukaryota; Metazoa; Nematoda; Chromadorea; Rhabditida; Rhabditidae
Source: the annotation of a GenBank genome assembly
AUGAUCUCAAACACCGAUCCGUGUCUAAUCGAUAAAGAAGUUAAAACUUGUGAAUGUUGGAUGCAGCCGGAUACAAGACGGAUAUUCAUGCAUAAAAGUGUGCGGACCUGAUGACACGGCCUGCAUGGGAAAUCACACUCGCGAGAUUCUCUACCAGUUUCGCGCCAUCCCGUCGAUGAAGUUCGUGACCAACCCGCUGGAAGUGAGAGAGCUUCAUUUCGAAGGGACGGGCAAGGCUUUUCAGGUGUCGCGGAUACAUACUCACAUGGGCGUUCCUUUUUCUGUGGACUACGGUCUCGACCGCGUUGGUCAACGGCAUUUUCGGAUUGAGCAGGAUAGGAACAUCGGUUCGUUUUAACAACAAGUCUCCCAAUUUUUUCAAGGUUAAGGAAUGAAAAUUUUCUAGAGACCUAAUUUUUUAAAGAAAUAAAGAGUUUAUGAUCAUUGUCAAAAAGUUUUUAAAAAGAUUCGUAAAUAAAAUAGUUUGUAUAUUGAGUUUUUUUCAGUGUUCAAAAAGGCAGAUUUUCUCCCUUUUCUUUUAUAGGGUUUCACAGUUUUUCGAAGUUUCAAUACAGUCCGAAAGCCGAGAAAAUAGUAAGAGCCAAUUAAAUUUGCGAUGAAAAUGUUUUAAGAUGAAUUUUCCCUAAUUCUAAAUUUUCACAAUUGAGUAAAAAACGGCACAUCUUGAGAAUUUCUUGCAACCGGUUAGAUACUUUGAAGAUCCCAGCUAGAGAAGAAAAGUCAAGUUCCUUCGUUUUUAUCUACCAAGUCCGUUUUCAGGAAUCGUGCAGUUGGUGAAGGCGAUCCAAGGACCGACGACCGAGACCAUCAGGGUGAGCAUAAACACCAAGUCUCGCACGGACGUCAUCUUAGCUUUCAAUGUCGCAAUCAUUGAAAUCCACGUCUCACGGCACAGUUUCUAA